AUGGAGACUCGGAGGCCAUCCCGCAGCGGCAACAACUUCGACCGGACAUAUCAGCGGACUUACAAGGCAUGCAUCUCUUGUCGGCAAAGAAAGGCUAAAUGUGAUCUGGGGACUGGUCCGGAUGGUCUGCCUCUAGGUCCUCCCUGUGCGAAGUGUCGUAGAGAACAGAAGCCGUGUGUGUUUGACGAGAAGAGGGCAUGGGAGCGGUCGAAGAAGCGAGGGCGGUCAGAAGAUGAUACUUCAACGCCAUCACGGACACAACCUAGGUUGGCUACUGCUGCUGCUGCGCACGGCGAUGCUGUUUCAUAUCAGCCGCCGGCACCUGCACAGGGACCUAGCCCUGUAAGCCACAACACCAGGCACGCAGAUAGGGCUGGGAGCCCGCAACAAUCAUACGAUCAUGACAACCGGUCAAAUAGAACGCAGUCCUCCUCCAACCUGGCCAACUCAAUGAUGCGGACGGUCGUUUCUAGCGGGAAUGAUGCUCUCAAUAUUCUCUUUGAGGCCGCCACCGCCCAAAGUCAGCCAGACAGCUUGAAUGAAUCAGACUCUCUACCUGACAAUGGGCGGACCCUGGCAGGUCAUGGUAGUACUCGCGAUCAUCUGAUGAAGCAAGUGGACCUGGCGGUUUCUCCGGCGAUCUUGGAGAAGGCCAUGCGUCCGGUUGAGCUGUCUCAGGUGGUAAAGGAGGUGCUGAGUGUCUGGGAGGCGUGCAGAUUCGUUAAGAUGGGCUGGUUCACGGCUCGAGAGGCCGUGACGCUUAUUGAUCUCUUUUUCAAGAACAUGUCGAUUCUAUCUCCAGUCCUGACGGACUUCUAUGCCGAUCACAAGAACCAUCGUUGGCUCAUCUCCCAGGACCCUGUCCUCUGUUGUACGAUGUUAAUGAUAUCGUCCCGGUACCAUGUGCUGCCUGGGGCUGGUGGCCAGUCACGGAAUUUCUUUAUCCACCAUAGGCUAUGGCAGCACUGUCAGCAGCUGGUAACGAGACUCACCUUCGGGCAAGAAAUCUCUUCGCAGCCGAAGAUCCGCAACAUCGGUACAAUAGAAGCCCUGUUGCUCAUGUCCGAUUGGCACCCUCGUUCGCUCCACUUCCCUCCGGAGAGUGACGGUUGGGAUUCCGACCUGGUUACAGUAGAUCACGAGCCCCAAGAACAGGCUGACAGUAGCGAUGUGUCCGAGAAUAGAUGGGCAAAAGAUAUGAUCGAGCCUGCUAAGCGAUCCGAUCAAAUGUCAUGGAUGCUUCUCGGAUCAGCAUUGUCGCUCGCGUAUGAAUUGGGCAUCUACGAGACUGGAGAUAAAGGGCGCAAUACCUUUGCGGUAUAUGAACGCUUCAUGACGCAGGACCAGAUACGGCUGCGUAGGCAGCGGGUGCAGCGGCUGUUGUACGUAUAUAUCAACCAGAUGGCAUGGCGCAUAGGCUGUGUGUCCCUCAUGCCACAGGGUCUGAGCCACUCGAUCAUCAAUCGACAGACAGCAAGGGAGCUGAGUCAAUCGGGAGAAGAAUGGCUGACGUUCAUGGACUCCUGGAUGGACUUGACCAAACUCGCCAAGUCUGUCACGGACAUGUUCUUCCCUUCUGUUUCGUUUGCGAGACAACAGCUACAAAGCGGCCGCUAUAUCGAUUUGCUCGAUCAUUUUCGUCCACUUCUUGACAAAUGGAAGGAACGAUACCUACAGCCACAGCUGCAUGACAAGCCGUUCUAUGACGAUAUUUUCAUCGAAUAUCACUUUGUCCGUGUCUAUACCCACUCGGUAGGAAUGCAGGCUGUAGUAGAGCGCGCCCUUGCAGACUGCAACGCCGAGGGAGAAGUUCGCUCCAUGAACAUCGACCCAAUUGACCACGAGUAUAUUCAAGAAGUCAUCGAUGGCUGCUGCCGAAUAUUGGAAAAGGUCACUCAGCUUGCUGAAAUUGGAGCACUGCGGUUCUCGCCGGUCCGGAUAUUCAUCAAAAUCACAAGUGCCUCCAUAUUUCUGAUGAAAGCUCUCAGCCUGGGUACUCGCCAGGCAACGCUCCGCGAAUCAUUGGAUAUUCUUGAGCGGACGAUUCAGGCAUUGAGAUCAAACGCCUUGGAUGAUAUCCAUUUAAGCACGCGAUAUGCUACCCUUUUAGAAACCCAUGUAUCACGGUUGCGCCGGAACCUGUUAGCCUCAUCCAAAGCUAUCAGAAAGCGGCAUGCGUCUAGCACACGGCACUCCCUGGCGCCCCCAUUUUACAUAAAUCACACCAGUGACGAAAAUACCCCACUGGGAAUGAAUCCUCCCGUUCCCCAGAGUAUAUCAGAAAUGGGGUUUACUCCAUCCCUGAAUGACAUCGCUGCCGAUGACUGGCUCUCGCUUCCAUUUGACCCAUCCAUGGCGCCGUUUGGUAUCAACAACAGCGGACAGCUUCCAGCCUACGAGUGUGGAGCUUUGGAUUUUAUCUGGAAUUUGCCGUCAUGA
Messenger RNA from Aspergillus clavatus NRRL 1, 2439 nucleotides. Its product is annotated as putative C6 transcription factor. The record is from RefSeq and is a predicted model, not a curated record. Gene Ontology annotation, cellular component: nucleus. Gene Ontology annotation, biological process: aromatic amino acid catabolic process; positive regulation of transcription by RNA polymerase II. Gene Ontology annotation, molecular function: DNA-binding transcription factor activity, RNA polymerase II-specific; zinc ion binding. Bases 1 to 2439 code for a protein of 812 amino acids. NCBI's taxonomy places the organism in Eukaryota, Fungi, Ascomycota, Eurotiomycetes, Eurotiales, Aspergillaceae. The transcript is spliced from 4 exons.